AAGACACUCGUCCUAAAAACUUGAGAUUGUUGAACAAUAUGUUAACAUUCAUAGCAAAAUUUGAAUCAUGGAUUGUACUAAUUUUAGUAACGAUUGUGAAUCGUAGCAGAUUGCAACACAAAAUCGCCACAGCCAUUACGUUUAACUAUAUGAGCUUGGUGCAAAGUACCCCUUGUGAAGACAUCUCACAAUAUGCGAUGAAAUUACAAGACGGUUCAAUCAAAUGUACACCCUGUACUAGAUGCAAAGAAGAACAAUGCAUUGCCAGUCAUUGCUUUGGAUUCAAAGACAGCAUUUGUAGAAUGCCUAAUAAAAAUGAAUUCAUACUUGGCCACACCUGUAGAAUAUGCAGUGAUUGUGGAACAAAGAGAAUAAUAUUACGUAAUUGUACGCAAUUCUCGGAUACUAGUUGUGGUGGAUGUAUUGCUGGGUUUCUAUGGGACUCUUUGAUACUAGACUGUGUUCGACAACGUCCAGUAAUAAAGGCUAAAGACAAUAGAUUUGAAACAACUGUAUCAGUUAUUGAUCAAUCAAGACCAACAGUUUCAGCAGUAAUAAGGAAUAAAAUGAAUCAAACAACUAACGUCACCGCAACGGCGGAUUCGGGUAUGGGAAAACAAUAUGUAGUGGUUCCUAUGGUACUCUUACUAUGUGUCAUCGUAAUGACGCUGUGUGGAGUCCUACAGUUAUAUAGAAGAACGGCUUACACAUCCUUUGCACAAGCAAACCAGACAGAUGGACGUAUGUCCAACGAAGCUCUACUAGACUCAGUAUGA
Messenger RNA from Owenia fusiformis, 776 nucleotides. The record is from the annotation of a GenBank genome assembly. Lineage: Eukaryota; Metazoa; Annelida; Polychaeta; Sabellida; Oweniidae.